AGGGCUGCACAGCAACUCAAAACAAUGCAAUUCCAAUUGGAGUGCAUCAAUUUAUAUUAUUCAUAUUAUAUCAAUAUAUCAAAAGAUAAUUAACUGCUCGAGUGUGCACAUAAAAAUAAUAUAAUUAAAAAAUAAAGAAUGUAUAAAACGAUGGCUGCCGUAACGUGCAUUGCCCUUUAAAGCAGCUAAAAUAUACGGGUAUAUUGCUAGUAGUCACUAAACACAGCUGCUGCAGCGGCGAUUUCUUUUGUUUAUUUAUCUUUUGCGCAAAAACAAACUAAAUUAAAGUUGUAGUGCAAUGGAUAUUAGCGCAGAUGUGACUGCUAUUGUAGGACAAGCACCGGAAUGGAAUUUUGCUGGUGAUUGUGCAUUGCUGGAGCUAAUGAAACGCAUUUCGCAGAAUCUGCAAGAGAGCAGCGAACGCACCACUCAAAAAUUUGAUGAAUUCGAGCGAAAUGUGCGACUUGCGGAUAUUGCAUUGGACAAUGCCACCAAUAGUUUGCGAUCGCUGCAGUUUGGCCAGCAGUUUGUCGAGUAUCGGGUGGAAGAGGUGGACGACGAUGACUUUGCCAUGCCCGAGGAGCAGAGCACGAAACCAGCAUUGCCGGCAAAAAGUAGCGAAGAGAUGGCCAGCGAAUUUCUGAACAACAAUCUGCAAAUGUUUCGCAAGAACUUUGAGCCACUGACAAUCGAAGUGCCCGACUCGGAUGACGAAGAAGAAUGCGCUGCAAAUCAAACCACCGUAUUUCGUGCCAAGAAUCCCUACGAUGCCAUUCCACUGCCUUAUAUUAUUGGCUCCAAGGAGUGGCAAGAGCAUAAAUACGCUGGACUUUAUGACAGUGCUGAGAACAGUGAAGAUGAGCAACCAGAGCAGUUCUCUUCCAGCUCCUCUGACGAACUGGAAAUUGUUGCUUCCAAAGCAAUACCUAAAGCUCUGGCCUCGGACUCUUCGUCGCUGUCAUCGCUGCCCAAGGAGCCGGUUAUGAAUGUGGUUGCUAAGCAAGCACCUCAUCCUUCUCCUCCGCAGCCAGCUGUGCGCACCAAGGCCCAGCCACGUCCUAUUAUCAGCAGUCAACGAAAUCCUCAUGAACGUGAUCUAUUCUCUGCCUUACGUGCUUCGCCCCCUAGCGAUGAUCCUCCUUCAACGUCUUCAUCGCUCAAUUCCUCGCCAGCUAUUUCGCAUAGAACUGCAGCUGUCGCUGGCUUGCCUCGCAAGGAUGCCUCGCUCAGCUCGAGCAGCAGCAGCGUAAGCAAGCCAAUGUUGGCAGGUCGGCAAUCGCCUCCCAAGCUCUUCGAUGAGCCACCUCCAACUCCAAUUGUAAUACCAACUCCAGCUCCUACUCCAGCUAGAGAGGAAGUUGAGGUCAAACCCGUGGCAGCCGCCAGUCAAAUUAAACGCAAGCCGGUGAAUCUCUUCAAUGACGAUGAGUUCAAUUCAUUUAUGUCCGAGAUUGUGGACAAGGUGCAGUCGAAGUCUGGCGGUAAUCAAACGCCAGCUAAAACGCUGGCUAAAGAACCAGCCAAGGUUAUAAAAGCUGCUCCAGUCGAGGUUCAACCCGUUGCUAAGGCCAGCAAGCUUAAUCUCUUCGAUGAUAGUCCACCAUUGAGUCCCAUUGUCACGCCGGUGCAUAAACCAACUCAGGCUGCGCCAACUCCAGCUAAAACGCUGCCCACAUCGCUGUUCGAUGACAAUCUCGACGAUGACGACGACUUUCUGAGCUCCUUCGCCUCCAGAGCGAAGCCAGCAUCUCAGGUAACUAGAACCUCGUUGUUCGACGAUGAUGACGACGAUGAUUUGGACAUCGAUGAUAUAUUUGCGAAGAAGCCAAAGGUGGCGUUGCCAGCCCAGAAGCCAAUAACAAAAACAUCGCUCUUUGACGACGAUAAGGAGGACAGUAUGAAGGAUAUUUUUGGUGCUAAGAAACAGGAUCCAAUGAAAUCACUGCAGAAGGAAGAACAGGUUGCAAUUCAACCCAAGGCGAUUCCGAAAACGUCCCUGUUUGACGAUGAAGAGGAGGAAAGCGAUGUUAAGGAUAUAUUUGGUGCAUCGAAACCUGCUAUACAGCCAGCUAUGCAACAGGUUAAAAAGACGGAACAAGAUGUUGUAAUCGCACCCAAAACUAUAGCAAAAACAGGGUUAUUCGAUGAUGAAGUGCAAGAUGACAAUGUCAAGGAUAUAUUUGGUGCUGCUGCAGAGCAAGUUAAGCAAGAAGAACAACACGUGAAACAGGAUGUCACAAUUCCACCCAAAACGAAAGCAAAAAUUGCGCUAUUUGACGAUGAUGAAGAGGAGGAUAAUGUAAAGGAUAUAUUUGGUACAAAAGCAACAGAACCGUCGGUUAAACAGCAGACGGAGAAAAAGGAGAAGGAUGUGGAAAUCCAAACUAAAGCGAUACCAAAAAGCUCACUAUUCGACGAUGGUGAUGAUGAGGAUAAUAUGAAAGAUAUAUUUGGCGGAAGUGCAGCAAAAACAACUUCACAGAAACAGCAAGUAACAAUUCAACCAAAAAUUGUUUCUAAGCCUUCGCUGUUUGAUGAUGAUGAUGAGAAGGAGGAGGACAAUGUCAAGGAUAUAUUUGGAGCUACAGCUAAGUCCGAGGAGCAGCGAAAGGAGCAAGAGCUGCCAUCUAGUGUACAGCACAAAAGUCUCUUUGAUGAUCUGGGCGAUGACGAUUUGUUCGGAACGCCAAAGUCCAACAAGAACGUAUUUGCCGCUGAUACAGAGAAGCGGAGUGAGAUUAUGGCAGUCAAAGAGGAACCUCCGGAAGACGAUGUGCUACCAGAAGUGCCCCAGAAGGAGCAUCCAGAAAUUGAAGCUGCGGAGACGUCAGAGACUAAAUUUAAGGAAAUUGCAAUUCCCAAAGCGGAUCUAUUCAGUGAUGACUUCAGCGAUGAGGAGCCCAUUACAAAGAUCGUAGAAGCCACUGCAACAAGUGAAAUUAUAAAUAAAUCCAAAGAGAUUAUAGAGAAUGCAGAGCCAACGAACAUUAAAGAAGACGUAGAAUUUAAGGAUCAAACUGAAGAGGAGCUGCUGCCAGAGGAUGUUGUCUUGGAUGACAUGCUUGGCAAAUUCGCCGACACACGGGAUGCUGUUCAAGCAGCUGAGUUGCUGCAGGAUCCGAUCAUCAGUGUGGUGGCCGAUGUCAGCAAUAAGAAGCCGAAUAAUGAAUCACAAAUGCCUCCUCCAAAGUCGUUAGACAUUGCAGCAGCACAGAAAAUCAUGCAAAACUAUUCAAGUCUGUUCUCAGAUGAGCCGCCGGAUGACAGCGAGUUCUUUCAAACGCUGGGCACCAGCAGCCUGAACAGCUUAAGUGCCUCCAAGAUGUUCGACAAUGAACACGACUUCUUUGAGCCCAGUCUGCCGGCGCUGCCCAAAUCAGCGGAGCAGCCUGUAGAGCAAUCGAAUAGUGAUUAUGGCGGCAUGCGUUUGUUUAGCGAUGUGCCACCCGAAGAUGAUGGCGAAGAGCAGCCUGCUAUUGCUCCUGUGCAACGACAGAGUGUGCCAAUUGCAGACGGCGUUGCCACCAAGCGAAUACACACCAUCUUCUACGAUGACUUCAGCGAAACUGCCAGGGCAACGCCCGAGAAGAAACUAGAGGUGCAGACUAAGCCAAGGACUGAGGAACAGUCUAAGACACAAGUUGAGAAACAAACUAAGACCCAAGUUGAGGAACAGUCUAAGCCAAAAGCUGAAUCUCAGCGAGAGACACAAACCAAGUCUCAAUCCACUAAGGAAUCCGCUGAUGUUGUGGACAGAAGUGUGCCCAGUAAUAGCUCCGACCUUAAGAAACCAACGUCCCCCGUUAAGAAAUUGCAAAUGCCCAACAUCAACAUCAAUGUGAAGGCGUUGCUGCCUGGCGCUGGAACGCUGCCCAAGUUACCCAAGAAGCAACAAGAAGAGCAAGUUAAAGAACAGACAAACAAUGAAGUUAAAGAUGAAACUAUAGAUCGCCCAAAGGAGCAAGCGAGGCACACUGUAGUGAAGAAACAGGAAAAGUCCAGCGCCAGCUCAGCGGAUGCAGAAAAUAUUUUGCAGUGCGUGGGCAAGACACGAGCUCGAGGUCCUGCGCGACGUCCCUCGACGCGGCGUGCGCGUCAAGAGAGCUAUGCCAAGUCGUUGCAGGAACAGCAUGAAGUAGAAACUGCACCUUCUUCCUCACCUUCAACCAACAUUCCCAGCCAACAAAACAGCUUGGAGCGUGAUGACAGCAUUGAUAAGUCCAAGUCAGCGGCUCCAGCUAAGCAGACUGCCUCAUUUCUGGAGAGCGACGACGAUGCCGACGAUGCGCUCUUUGGGGCGGUUAAGAAGUUGCCAGUAGUUGCGCCAGCUGCCACUCCGGUUGCUCUGCUGUCCACGCAACCGCCGGAGGAUGAGCACAAGCCAGUUGACAAGCCACACAAAGUGGCUGCUUCAUUUUUGGAUAGUGACGAUGAUGACAGCGGCUUUCUGUUUAGUCCACCGACUGCUACUCCAGCUGUCGCUUCCAACAUUGACGGCAAAUCCACAACUAAAUCCAGUGCCUUAAAGCAGGUCUCAUUCUUGGAUAGUGAUGAGGCGGAAAGAAAGGUGAAAGCAGCUACAGUUCCACCAAAGUCUGUUCAAGCUGCUGCUAAGGAUGUACCAUCUUCUACUCCAGUUACUGCUCCUGUUACUGCUCCAGUUUCAGUUACUAAUCCACUUUCUGUUCCAGCUGCUUCGUCAGUUGGUCCUACAGUUACAGUUCAAGCUCAGACUGUUCCAUCUGCUGCACCAACUGUUGCUCUGCCCAAGCAGCAACUGGCAGUAAAAGCAACAACUACUUCAGCUGCGCUGACAAACAGACCACCGACCAAUUUUAAAUCUUUCCUGGACAGCGAUGAUGAUGAUGAUACGCUUUUCAGUUCCUUGCCAAAGCCUGCAACUAUUCCUCCAGCUGCUGCUCCACAGGCAGCGAAAACUAAAAAAGCUGUAAAGAAAGUGGAGGAGAAACUCCAGAUGCCAACUGCCGCUUCAGUUGCUACACAGAAAUCAGAGCCACAAAAGCCAAAGGCCUCUAGCUCAAACAAGCUCUUUGAUGACAGCGAUGAUGAUGAGGAUCUGUUUGGCGGCGGCAACGCAAAAGCAGCAACAACUGUGCAGCCCACCAAAACGAAAGCUUCUUUAUUUGACAACAGCGACAGUGAGAAGGAGGCACCACCGAAAGCAUUGACAACCAAAGUCAAGUUGCCAACGAAGCCAAGCAAAAGUCUCUUUAGCGAUGAUGAGGACGAUGAUGAUCUGUUUGGCAGUGGAGCAGGAACAAAGCGAGCUGCUAUCCCCAGCCAAGCAAAGCCAGCACAAGUUGCAAAGCGUCAGCCACCCAAGACCAGCAACAAGCAAUCCAAGCCUGGCAAACAGCAGGCGAAGCCUUUGCCCAGCUCGGGAUCAGGAAAUUCAGACAAUCCUCUGGCGGAUCUGUUGGGUCCGUAGAAAAACAACGAAAAGUGCAACAUUUGAUUACAUUUUAUUACUAAAAGUAUGUAUUUACAGUUAUUAAUUUGUUGUUGUUGUAUCGUAAAAUAAACUAUGCUACAGAAACCAGUUUUGUUUUAAAAUUCGUUAACCUAAAAUUUUGCAGAGUUGCUAUUUAAUUACUUUCGCCAUUGCAAUCACUUGACUAAUUACCUCGAUUAAGCUAGUAAUUAAUAGUUUAAUUAUUCUUUUAAUUACUUAAGUAAUUGCAAAUGAUGGCAGCUGUGGUACAG
This is a messenger RNA of Drosophila sulfurigaster albostrigata, 5724 nucleotides long. RefSeq names its product WASH complex subunit 2 (gene FAM21). NCBI's taxonomy places the organism in Eukaryota, Metazoa, Arthropoda, Insecta, Diptera, Drosophilidae. The record is from RefSeq and is a predicted model, not a curated record. The coding region runs from base 299 to 5449 and encodes 1716 amino acids. The transcript has 3 exons.